UCAGGAAAAAACGCGGGACAAAGCUCAAUCGAUAAAUCGCUGGGGGGUUUGUAAUCGUUAUCGACAGUGCUGUAAAGCACGAUUCAGUUCAAAUUUAAAUUUGAAUUCAAAAGCAGAGCAGUGCUGGGAGUUAUUUGUUAAUACAAAUUGUACAUUUAGUUUCUAAAUUCUAAAAUGAAAAAUCAAUUUCGUGAAAAAUUCUAGUUUUUAACAUCUUUGGGCAUCAAAAUUCGCUAGCUAAAUUAUUUGUGAUCUUAAGCAAAAAGAGACAAAAAAGAGUUUAAGCUCGCGGCACGAUGGCACAGCGACUGGAUUUGGCUAAUAUAUUGAGGAAUCAGCUGAACGAGAACCGUGAGCAGGGCGGGGGCAAUCUGAGACUGGCGCCAGCGACCAAAAGAGAAAGGGCCGCCUUAAAUCGCUUCAAAUCGAACGGACAUGAUCCCAUUGAGAACCAUUUCUCACAGAAGCCGGAUGUGAUGAAGACCAUCGACAAUAUGGUGGCCAACAUACACUCCACCAUGAAGGCUACUGCACCGCCGCGGAAAGCUGUUCCCUCGAUACCAGCGCCCAUAGCACUGAUUCCGGAAGCGCCGACACAGAAGCAGACUUCGACCUCACGCAAUCGCAGCAAGUCCGCACGCAGCAAAUCCGCGUGCAGCAAGAGCGCCCGCAGACGAAUGUCCUCGCGCAGCAAGUCCGUUACGCUCAGCAAGUCCGUUUCGCGCUUCAAGGGCGGCGGCACUGUGGCCGCCCCCAACCGGGGCAGCUCCACGGGCGUGGUUACGUCCUUCAAAACGAAAACGCUGCCCAUUGCGGCCAUGAAGGCCAACCUGGACCAGAAGGUGACGCUGAUGAUGCGGCGCGGACUGAAUGAUUUGGGGAGCGGCAAGACUUUCACCAAUCAGCGACGCAUUCGCGAGGUGUUGCAGCAGAAGGUGAUGCUCGAGCAAAUGCUGCUGCAGCACCGCAGACUGCAGCGCGACAGGCAGACCAUUGCCCUGGACAUACAGCGGAUGCGUGAGGAUCUGGACAGGAUCCGCAACAAGUUGGAUACGUCGCUGCAGAGCCUCCAAGCGACUCGCACUAUCACAGGGGCCGCUGCCAAGGCCAAGAAGCCGUCCACGCUGAAGAUGGUCAGCAUGUCCGCCACGGGUCGGAGGCCGUUCAGUGCCGCCUCUGGGGGUCGUCGACCUUUCAGUGCCGCCUCCUCGGGCCGGCGACUGUUGAGUGCUGCCGCUGCAGCUACUGCUGGAUACAACGUCAAGGCAACGUCUCCCCUUACCCAAGCGAGUGGCAUCGUUCAAAAGCGACGAAUGUCUGUACGCUCGACGACAAAGCGUCGCGGGGCAUCGACGAAGGCAUAAGUCAUGGAGGGCUGCUGCACUCUAACAUUAGCUGGGAUUCACAAAACGCUCACUUUACUUUAUACACAUCCCGGCUCUGAAAUCUAUUAAUAAAAUUUAGCGCAACUUGGCAAUCAAUUUAAU
Molecule: messenger RNA, 1487 nt
Organism: Drosophila obscura
Lineage: Eukaryota; Metazoa; Arthropoda; Insecta; Diptera; Drosophilidae
Exons: 2
Coding region: 297-1364 (355 amino acids)
Source: RefSeq, a predicted model, not a curated record